CAUAAAUUAGCUCAUUACAGAUGAAUUCUAUUGAUCAGUCUUCUGAUAAUCAUUGCCAUCUGACAGAAAUGUCUCUAAUCAGUUAAACCAUCACUUUAACAACUUGUAUGCAUGUGAGGAAGCAGAUUUAUGAUAGCUGUGGUCAGGUCCAGGCAGGCCAGCGUUUUGAACGCCAGGUUUGUGCUCUUGUUGCUCCUCAGGUGGCUCCUUCCAGACACAGCUCUGUUUUUCUCUGAGGCUCCCUAUCUCGGGAAAAAGCAAGUUUGAAGUCUGCCUAAACUCGAAAGAGUGAGGCUUCUAAGCUGAACACAGAAGUGGGAGGAUCGCGGAGCGUUUUAGCCUCUCGUUGCCAGCAUAUAUGUACAGACUGGACAGCGGGAAGUGGAUUGGUUGAAGAACUGAAACUGAGGCUGCCCACAAGUUUCCUGCUGCGUAUUUUUUCUCUGCAAGAAACCCUCAAACCUGUUCACUUGAAAGCUGUUUUGCUUUUUUACCACUUCAGGAGAAGUUGACCAGCGCCUUCAGAAGAAAAUCUGUUAAAUUCACAGGAAACAUGGUGCGUAAUCAAUAAGUCGCUGUCUUUGGCCGACACGAUAAUGACUGAAACGCCAUGGUCGGCUUUAAAUGCACGUCCUUCUUGAUGACCUUGACUGAAAAGCUCAAAAGAUGACGAUGUCCCCUCCUGCAAGACCAGAGGGCAUGACUCUGGCUCAGCCCAUCCCCGUCCCAAUGCUGACCGUCCUCCCGCCGUCCUCGGACACAGAGUCCUGGUCUUGUUCGCCUAGUCCCAGACCCCUGCGCUCUGACCAACUCCGUGGCUCCCGCCGUAGUAGGACCAGAACCAAAAGGCGGAAACAGGAAGAGCAAGGCUGCGCUUAUAAGCCGCAAUGGGGCAAAUCUCCACAAAUCGUGAUAGAGGAGUCCACGGAGAGGGGAGCUGUUCGACAUCGGAGCCCCUCGCCCUCUUUGGUUACUGAGAUGGGGACAGCAAAGCAAGGUCGGGACAGUCCGUCACAUGACCUCCUCGUACCGCCGUCUCGUUCCUGGUCUCGUAGUCCGUCACCCAGCCGCCGCUCUCGUUGGUCCCUCAGGAGCCUGCUCGGCAGGGACUCUGACGGGGACCGCUGCAGUACGGCCAGUAACUCUCCACGCAGCACCCCCGGCAGCUCUCCCUCCCUGCGGCGCAGGGUCCUCGGGGGAGGCAGGGCCAGUGAGAAUGAGGCUGGAGGUGAGAAGAGCAGCAGUGGAGGUGGAGGAGGUGCUGGUUCGGACGGUGCGCUCCCCUCCAUACCCUCUGCCUCCUCCCUCUCAUCUGCCUACCCAAUCGCCUCUCGCCACUUCAGCCGCAAUGCCAAGAAAAUGCAGAGCUGGUACAACGUUCUCAGCCCCACGUACAAACAGCGGAACGAAGAUUUUCGUAAAAUCUUCAAGAAACUUCCUGACUCAGAGCGACUUAUAGUGGACUACUCCUGCGCUCUGCAGAAGGAUAUUCUGCUUCAGGGACGCCUUUAUCUGUCAGAGAACUGGCUGUGUUUCUACAGUAACAUCUUCCGCUGGGAAACCACUAUCACCAUCCUGCUGAAGGACGUUACCUCUAUGACCAAGGAGAAGACUGCCAAGCUCAUCCCAAAUGCCAUCCAGAUCAGCACUGACAACGAGAAGCAUUUCUUCACAUCUUUUGGCGCAAGAGAUCGCAGCUACAUGAUGAUUUUCCGCCUGUGGCAGAACGCACUGCUGGACAAGUCUCUGUCCCCCAAAGAGCUGUGGCACAUCGUGCACCAGUGCUACGGCACUGAGCUGGGCCUCACGAGCGAAGACGACGACUACGUCUCCCCCACCGCUGAACACAUGAACGGCCUGCUGCCGGGAGAGGAGUCGGGGUCGGUCACAGAUCUGUUGGACCUGAGCUCAGGAUCUGUUCCCUCCGCGGGCAGCUCUCCGCCUCCGCUGGUGCCGUGCAGUUUAAGCAGUCCUCCUUCAGCUGCCAGCCUCAGCGGAUCCUCUCCGCCCUCCUCUGCCUCCUGUCUGCCCGUAGAGGUGCCCUCCUUGUCGGGAAGCAGGCUCGGCUCCGAGCCCCUCGAACCCAGUCCACCCAGCUCACACAGCUCGCUGCCAUCCACCACCACCACCAACGCCUCUGCCUCUAUCUCCGCCUCCGCCCCGGCCUCUGCUGCUGCCUCUUUUACUCUGGAAGAAGGCGGAGACAGCCUGUCCGAGUCAGCCAAUCACAUGCUGCCCCCACCAACUGCCAGUCUGGGAAACCUCUCGUCAUUGGACAUCACCAACGAUGAGGACCUGCCCACAGACCCCAGCAACUCGUCUGACACACAGGAAGAGAUUAAAUGUGACCUGAACCAAACUGAAAAGGUUCCCCGAUCAGCUGACACACCUACAAUCACCAAGCUGAGCGUGUUAUAUGGUGAGGUGGAGGCGUUCUGCGCUGACCUUAGCGGGCGGCUGCUCAUCAACACGGCGGUCCGCAUGAGCGUGGACAAACUGCAUGACCUGCUCUUCUCUGCUGACACGCACUUCAUCCAGCACCUCUUCUCCCAGCGACACUUCACUGACCUGUCGGUGGGUGACUGGCAGCAGGACGGCAGCAGUGGGAACACCAGCCGUGUGCUCAGCUACACCAUCGCCCUCAACAACCCCCUUGGCCCCAAGACCGCCCCUGUGGUGGAGACGCAGACGCUGCAGAAAAGCAGCGCCCGGGGCGAGUGCUACGUGGUGGACUCGGAGGUCAUCACCUCAGGCAUCCCAUACCAGGACUACUUCUACACCGUCCACAGAUACUGCCUCACCUCCAUCAACAAACACAAGAGCCGACUCAGAGUUUCCUCAGACAUCUGCUACAGGAAGCAGCCGUGGAGCCUGGUGAAGGCGCUGAUCGAAAAAAACACCUGGAGCGGCAUCGAAGAGUACUACAAACACAUGGAGAGCGAGGUGUGCAAGCUGGAGACACUCCUGCAGACUGAGGUUACCGUGGUGACCACAGGCGAAGCGGUGGGCGCCGACACCGCCAAGACCCCGCCGGGCUUGCGCCGCAGGAAACGCACAUGCUCGCGGCGGCAGGGCGAGAGGGAGCGAGAGAGGGAAGGAGGAGGAGUGGGUGCCGGAGACCGAGGGGACAGAGGAGUGGGAGAGGAGAGGGACACGAGAGAAGCCGGCUCUCAGUUUAUGAAGCUGGGGGAGCGAUCGCGUGGCGGCGGGCACAACAGCAUAUCCACCAUCCUCCUCAUCGUCAGCUUCAUUCUGGUGGUGCUGGUGGCGCUCAACAUGCUGCUGUUCUACAAGCUGUACGCUCUGGAAAGAGCCGCACAUACACUGGAGACGUGGCACUCCUACUCUGUUGCUGACAGUCCUUUGCCUCAGACAGCUGGGGAGUGGGCUCAGGUCCUGCAGCUGCAGAGGCAGUUUCAUCAGGCUCAGCUCAGCAAGUGGCAGCAGAUCCUGCAGUCCUCUGUCUCGCUGCUCGACCAGAUGAAGCAGUCUUUAGAGAAGCUCCACCAGGGCAUCGUGGUCCCAGAGGUCAAGCAGGACCCUCCUGCUGACGCGGAGUCCCUGACCGAGGCCUGAACCUCGCCUGCUCCGACUGCCCCCCUCCCAACCUCCGAAUCCGCAGAGAUUCGGAUCGUUUCCCGUUUGAACCCCGGUGAGAGAGGACGCCGCUCAGAACUCUCCUCGCCCGACUGACUUGAAACAGCGACGUUCACCUCGAGUGAACUCAGACUGGAAGCUUUCAGGACCACAGCAAUAAUUUCCCUGCAGCUGCAAGUCGACCGUGUGUGUGUGUGUGUGUGUGUGUCUGUGUGUGUGUGUGAGAGUGAGUGUGUGAGACGAGGCCACAGGUGGCCCCGUUCAGACCACCCGGUCGGCUGCAAUCUCCUUUAAUUCAGACCUCGACUAUCACAGACCGAACUUCCUCUUCUGACCUGCACCAUUUCAGAGGUUCACGUUUCGGGAAAGCGGGAGCGUCGAUCGACUCUCAGCGGACGAGAAAAAAGAGAGGACGAGGAACGCGCUCCCACUUCUCCCGGGCUCCGUCAGGGUUUUACGCCUUUUUCAAACUCGGUGCGUCCGACUGUUUCCUGGACCAUGACAGUAUUUAUUGUUGCCGCUGACUGUCUCGUCCUGCUCUGAAGAAGUCAUGUGAUGCCUGUUUCCUGCUCUGAUUUGCUGUUUUGUGUGUGGGCCAAGAGGGGCUCCACGAGAACGAUCACUGGCCCCAGCAAUAAUAGUGAUUCAUGUUCUGAAUGUUUCAAGCAGAGUAGUACAUAGAGCUAUAUAUAUAUAAUGGUAAUAAUGAACCGUGUGUGUGUGUGUGUGUGUGUGUGUGUGUGUGUGUGGGCAGCAGAGGACAUUUGGAGGUGAGAGACAGGCGUUCGUGUUAGUUUGUUUUUGAAGAUUUCUCUUUCAUGUUGGGUUCAGGUGGAAACUCUGAGCUCUCAUCAGUGACGGAGCGACUCCUGUGAGGACCAAGCAGACCUGUGAGGGUCCCGGAGAACAAAAAAAGGGAAUUUUUCUGGCAGUAUUGUUUUUCUGUGUGUGUGUUUGUACGAUUCAUUUUCUUUUUAUUCAGUUUUCAUCUUCCGUCUUUGAUUUUUGUCGUUAUUCGUCCUCCCCGCUCACUGGACCUGAAAACAUUUCACCCACCCGAGAGCUUCCUCUCUGGUUUUCUUUCCUGCUCUUCCUCACGCUCUCGUUCUCUUUCUCUCUCCAUUUCGCUUUGGAAAACGGCGUCUGCUGAAGCAUGCGGGCCCUGCUGUGCACGGCCAUGCGUGGAUAACAAAAGGAUGUAAUAUUUAUUAAAGGAGGGAGAGAGGGAUGAGGAGCAGAGAUGGGAAUGUACUGUAAAGAUGUGAUUGUACACCAUGCCAUGGAGAGAAAUGAAAAGCUCUAAACACGCAACAACGCCUCGCUUUUCUUUGAGUCUGUGUUUGUCUCCUUUGGCUUAAUCCAUUUUGGUUCACAAAUAAAGUUCCUGCAGUGUUCUCCAACCGAGGAAAACCUCCGUCAGUGCAGGUAGGACAUGUUGAAACAGGAAGCAGAGUCUUUCCCCGCACCAUGUCCAUCCCAUCCCGGGAAUAUCUGAGCUCCUGUGCUGAUGAUCGUUGAAAUAACACAGUCGUACAAACACAGUGAGGAUAAACCAGGCUGUGCUUUACUGUAAUGCCUCUUUGCAC
This is a messenger RNA of Pelmatolapia mariae (spotted tilapia), 5183 nucleotides long. RefSeq names its product GRAM domain containing 1A (gene gramd1a). Gene Ontology annotation, cellular component: plasma membrane; endoplasmic reticulum membrane; endoplasmic reticulum-plasma membrane contact site. Gene Ontology annotation, molecular function: cholesterol transfer activity; cholesterol binding. Gene Ontology annotation, biological process: intracellular sterol transport. The record is from RefSeq and is a predicted model, not a curated record. The coding region runs from base 667 to 3576 and encodes 969 amino acids. The transcript is spliced from 20 exons. NCBI's taxonomy places the organism in Eukaryota, Metazoa, Chordata, Actinopteri, Cichliformes, Cichlidae.